UGUUAACACCGCCUAACAUUGACACAAAUAGGUCAUUCUGUUGACAGUCUGUAUUUUGGGUGGAAAUCCUCCCGUGUUUCCAAAUUAUUCGAGGACCUCUUGACUAUCAUUAUUUCUGUGUGGUGGGCCAAAUUCAUUAAUCAGUAUGGAUGACCAAGAGCGAGAACAGCAACGGCCCCAAAGUGACUUCGAUGAUGAGUUCGGCGAAGAUGGCCUCAAUUUCGACGACAUCGCGGAGGCCGAUAUGCUAGACUUCACCAGAGAAUGCAAGGACAGCCAAACUCUGUUGCUGAAGAACACAUGGUCUUUCCGAUGCUUGGCACAAGUGCAGUUAUCUCACAGUUCUCUUAUGAGGAAUAUAGCGUUUCUUUUUCCGCCAUUGGAGGAUCCUGGGAUUGAUGCGGUCUUUGAUUAUGCCGAACCGGAUCCAACAUAUGAUGAUAUUGGAGUAGAGAAGUACAUUAACCUUUGUAAAGAUCUCGAGAUAGUACCUAUCUCCAGGGUGACCAGAUCCCUCACGUCUCCAAUUUUGAACUUGAAGUUUUAUGGAUUGAGCGAGAAACAAAUACGAGCAAUAUCAGAGACCCUAAAGGGCAAUGCUUACAUUGAACAUUUGAUACUGCAAGACAACUGGCUGACGCCUGAAAUGACUGACAUGUUGAGCAGCAUGCUGCAAGAAAAUGGAGCAUUGCGGGUUUUGACUUUGAGAGAAUGCCGGAUUGGGCAAUCAGGUGCUGAAAAAUUGAACGAAGCACUUUCAAGCUCUCAGUUUUUGUCAGAACUAGAUUUGAGUUUCAACAGCCUAGGUGACAAAGGACUGAAACUAAUUCAAGUAGGUCUUUGCGAGACAACAUCCUUGAAGAAGUUAAAUAUUAGUCAUAAUGAACUGACUGAAGAGUCGGGCGAGACUUUGGAAAAAAUUCUCGUGGAAAACAAAACUAUAACAGACAUCGAUCUUUCUUGGAAUGGAUUCUACACUCUACCGGGCAACAAGAAAUUGUUCAAUGGUUUUAAAAAUAAUGACAGAAUAAAGUGGUUGAGUUUAGCCUGGAAUGGAAUCAGUACAAAAGGUGCUAUAUCUCCUCUAACCAAAUACUUGAGGACCGCUACAAGCUUAGAAUAUCUGGAUUUAGAUGCUAACAGGCUUUCUCAUGGUCCUUUGAAGAUGUUAGUGAAUGCUGUCAAUAAAAAUCACUCUUUGGUUACCUUAAGAAUCGGAAAUAAUCCAUAUCCUGCGGACGAAGGGCUGAUAUUGUUGAAAAUGUUGGCAUCUAAAGGUAGAGAUCCACUAACGUUCAUGGAUAUGGAGAAUACGUAUCUGCCUAAGAGUCUGUACAGGCGGGUUCACGCCGCCCUGCCCCCUCCUUGCGGACGCCAUUGGUCCAAGAAACACAACUGUAUUGAAUGUUUGCCCAGUGUUUCUAUAAGAUUGUAAGUUUUAGACAUUUUUUCUGGUAGAUACUGAAAAGGAUUGAGGACAUGGGAAAGUUUGUGAAAAUUGGUGGAAUCCUAGGAAACUACGUCAUCAAAGGACCCGAUUACACUAAGCUGUUAUUCGAUAGAAUUAGAUUCAUAUUACAGAAACCAAAGAAAAAGAAGGCCAAGAAAGAUUUCGCGCAUUUUGUCUUGGCGUUACCUGAAACUCCGAUUACAAAGGCAGAUUUCGAGACUCAACUGAAAAAGAAAAAAUUAAAGAAAAUUAUGAAAGAUAAAGACCUGGUGAAUGAACUAACAAACCAGUUUAUUGUAAAGAAAUCAAAGAUAGAUAGCCUGGAAAUGAUGAGGGUUUAUAAAGAGUAUUAUCCAGAUGCAUCACUGCCCCCGCCUAAGCCAAAGAAAGGCAAAAAAGGUAAAAAAGGAAAGAAGGACAAGAAAGGAGCUGCGGAACCUGACGAACAGCCAGCCGAGCAGAAUCUCGUAGGUGAAGAAGUCACGGUUCAAGAAAGCGAGUAUCAAACUCCUCAGCUAGAAGAUGGUGAAGUUCCUCCUCCGAGAGAAAUACAGCGUGCUUCAAAUCAUGGUGAACGUCACUUGGCGUUCCAGAUGGAAGAGAUAAAAACUAUAGAAAUUCCAGCAGAAGAUGAGAUGCCGCCAGAGGAUCAGGAAGUUCGACUCAACUUGCCGACUGAAAUAAUUGAGAUGCAGAUGGUUCCCGAAGGUGAUGAGAACGUCGCAGAACAAUGAGCUUAUAUAGUCAAGAAAAUCAUACUUAGGUUUAACUACUGAUCCAAGCCUGCGGUUCUCUGUCCAUACUCAAGCUUUAGUAAAUAAAACAUUCAUCUC
Acanthoscelides obtectus is the source of this 2283-nucleotide messenger RNA. NCBI's taxonomy places the organism in Eukaryota, Metazoa, Arthropoda, Insecta, Coleoptera, Chrysomelidae. The record is from the annotation of a GenBank genome assembly.